Molecule: messenger RNA, 905 nt
Organism: Oryzias melastigma (Indian medaka)
Lineage: Eukaryota; Metazoa; Chordata; Actinopteri; Beloniformes; Adrianichthyidae
Product: CAP-Gly domain-containing linker protein 1
Source: RefSeq, a predicted model, not a curated record
AUCUGCGACUGCUUCGACCUCCACGACACCGAGGACUGUCCCACCCAAAUGCAGAUGCCUGACACCCCCCCACACACGACCUACCACGGCAACAAGCACGAAGAGCGGCCGUACUGCGACAUCUGCGAGGUCUUUGGCCACUGGACAGAGUCCUGCACUGACGACCAGACCUUUUAAAGCCUUUACAAGCCUCAAACGCACAAUCCGUAUAUUUGCACAUCCUACUUGUUCUGCUAGGCUUUUGCUGGCUUGGUUUGUUUGCGUCCAUCGUCUAUGCUUCCCCUCAAGCGCUCUUAAAGAAGACGCGUCUUCUUAAAAUCUUUCCAGGCCUCCCGAACAAUCGUGCAGAUGUGUUUGUAAUUGAGUUGCUUUGAAAGGAACAUUUGUGUCCUUGGUUUGUGCGCGUGUGAGAUCGGCGUCUUUGUCUGCAUUAUAUUCGGUUUGCACAGCAUGUCUGGAGUCACAAAGACGCUCAAUGAUCAGAAAUGUGUUAAUCUAAAGAUGUACAAUAUUUGAUAGGAAAGGUCAAAUCAGUUUGUGCAAAAAUUGGUGGAGAAUAAAUUAUUUUUUUAUGCCUUGAAGAAGUAUUUACGAUUUGAAAGGGUUUGAUAUUGUUUGUAACUCUGUGGGGAGAUUUGCUCAGCCUCGUUUAGGGAGGCGUGGCGAAACCCAGUGCUGCUUGGCUUUAACGACAACUUUUUUAAAUGGUCUUCUUGAAGAACUUGCUGUAAUAUUUGUCAGAAAGAACACGGUUACUGUAAACCUCACAGUUCCAGUUAGAUGGCCUUUUACAGAGUUUGUUGUUUAAAAAUGAUUUCUAUUUGAAACAAUGAAAUGUUUUGCCAUUUCUCUGAACACAUUUUGAAUAUAUAUGUAUAAAAUAAAAGUUUAUUGAAUUAGAAAAA